AACCAGAUCUUACUCUGGGAAUGGCACAACUUCAUUGGUCACUCCUCUUAGUUCUGAUGUCUUUCAGCCCCAUAUCUAUCGCUUACCCAACUGGAGCACCGAUAUCUGCUUGUGAAACAAUGAUCCCGGGGCAUGUUGGAAUCUAUCCCCAGCCUAAGCCUGCCCCAUAUAUAAUCAAGACAAACUCCACUCUUAUCCAGAAGGGAAGACCUAUACAAGUUCAGAUAAUUGGCCCGGUCUACAGAGGAAUCCUGUUGGAGACGCGGACCUAUGCUCAGACCACUCUAUUUGGAAAAUGGUUGCAGCCUCCAAAUAACACCAAAAUAUUAGCGUGCCCAAAAAAUCCUGUUGGAGCCGUCACACAUGCCAACACUAACUUGAAGGACCAGUCUACAACAUACUUAUGGAUGCCACCAGACUCUGGAUCCCCCCCUGUGUUAUACUUUGUUGCGACUGUAGCCGAGGCUUAUGAUAAAUACUGGCUUGGAAUCCAGUCUGCAAUUUUAUAUAUGUCAUGGACCAUCACAGCAAAAAUGAUCAAAAUCUGUUACUAA
Molecule: messenger RNA, 554 nt
Organism: Nanorana parkeri
Lineage: Eukaryota; Metazoa; Chordata; Amphibia; Anura; Dicroglossidae
Product: putative defense protein 3
Exons: 5
Coding region: 21-554 (177 amino acids)
Molecular function (GO): oxidoreductase activity, acting on metal ions
Source: RefSeq, a predicted model, not a curated record